Molecule: messenger RNA, 1886 nt
Organism: Chionomys nivalis (European snow vole)
Lineage: Eukaryota; Metazoa; Chordata; Mammalia; Rodentia; Cricetidae
Gene: Xrcc2
Product: X-ray repair cross complementing 2
Exons: 3
Coding region: 62-898 (278 amino acids)
Biological process (GO): DNA strand invasion; double-strand break repair via homologous recombination
Cellular component (GO): centrosome; Rad51B-Rad51C-Rad51D-XRCC2 complex; replication fork
Molecular function (GO): ATP binding; ATP-dependent DNA damage sensor activity; four-way junction DNA binding
Source: RefSeq, a predicted model, not a curated record
ACUGGCUCUUACCAAAUGGCUUUGCUGGCGGCAAAGUUGAGCCUGAGGAGCUGGCGGGGCGAUGUGUAGCGACUUUCUCAAAGCCGAAUCCGGGACGGAGCUCCUUGCCCGACUUGAAGGAAGGAGCUCCUUGAAAGAACUCGAGCCCAACCUAUUUGCUGAUGAAGAUUCACCAGUGCAUGGUGAUAUUCUCGAAUUUCAUGGUCCAGAAGGAACGGGAAAAACGGAAAUGCUUUAUCACUUAACAGCCCGGUGUAUACUUCCAAAAUCAGAGGGCGGAUUGCAAAUAGAGGUCUUAUUUAUCGAUACAGACUACCACUUUGACAUGCUCCGCCUCGUGACGGUUCUGGAGCACAGGCUGUCGCGGAGCUCGGAGGAAGCCAUCAAGCUCUGCCUGGGAAGGCUCUUCCUCGCCUACUGCAGCAGCAGCGUGCAGUUACUGCUCACGCUCCACUCGCUGGAGGCGCUCUUCUGCGGCCACCCCUCCCUCUGCCUCCUCAUAGUGGAUAGCCUGUCGGCUUUCUACUGGACAGACCGCGCCAGUGGAGGAGAAAGCGUGGCCCUGCAGGAAUCUACUCUGAAGAAGUGUUCUCAGCUCCUAGAGAGACUCGUCACACAGUACCGCUUGCUGCUUGUCGCCACAACGCAAAGUCUAAUGCAGAAAGCCUCGGAACCGGCACAGGGGCCCUCUUCCUCCAAGCUUCCGGGCGACAGGGCCCUGGACUACAGAGCCUAUCUCUGCAAGGCCUGGCAGAAGGCGGUGAAGCACAGAGUCAUCUUCUCCAGAGAUGACCAGUCAGAGAGCAGCCGCUUCUUGUUGGUUUCACAUCAUUUAAAAAGUAACAGUUUAAAAAAACACACUUUUAUGAUCAGAGAAAGUGGGGUGGAGUUUUGUUGAUUUGUCAUCAAAAAGGCUUUGGAGAGCUCUGAGGCAAGUCUUUAAAAGUCUUCUAUAGGCUAAAGUGGUUUGAUUCUGAAGGUUUUGAUUCUGGGGAAAUUAAUACAAACAGUACAGUAAACUUGAAGCUCUUCUGUCCCUCUAGGCUCUGGAAGGUGUCAGUAAACUGCACCCCACUGUCCCUCUAGGCUCUGGAAGGCGUCCAGCACGCUGCACCCCACUGUCCCUCUAGGCUCUGGAAGGUGUCAGCACGCUGCACCCCACUGAGCUUGUUUUGGAACUCAGUAAAUGAUACAUGUUUCAGACUAAGUCAUGUUUUGAGUGUUUAGGAAGGAUUCACUGCUGGCCCUGGCCUCCUUAAGGAGCUGUGGCUGGAGAGGGUGGGCAGAGAGCUGUUACUUCAAAGAAAUGAGCACAGGAUUCACCUGCUCAGCUGCCUCUGUCUAGAAGCUGGAGUGGGCUGGGUGUGGUGUACUCACCUUGAAUUCCCAGCACUAGGAAAACAAGACAGGUGAAUCUGUGAGUUCAAGGCCUGCCAGGCCUAGAUAGUGAGUUCCAGGACAGCCAGGGCUACAUAAUGUCUCAAAAAGCCAACCAGUAAACAGAGAGACAGACAGAUAGAUGAAGCUGGAAUGUUUCUAAAUAAAUGAAGCUGGACUGUCUGAGCCCUCCUCCUCCUCCCUCUCCCCACCACCCCUCUGAGGGUGUCACUAUGUUUCCUUUAUAAUCCAGGCUGGCUUUCAUCCACAGUUCUGCCUCAGCUUCUGAAGUAACCAGGGCAUCUAGCACACAGUGCCGCACUGCACCUUACAGCCAGAGAAUUCUGAUCUGAGUUACACUUGAAUUCAAGAUGGCUUUCCAUUUACUUGGGGUUCUGUGUGAUUUUUUCAAACCUGGAGAAACGAUGUACUCAUGUAAGAACUCUGAAAUGUAUUCUGGAAUGUUCAUCUCAUUAAAUGGUAGAUUCUGAAACUGUUAGAAUUGUUUG